AGUACUGUCCCAUUUUCAACAGAUAGCGCAGUUGCGAUGACAGGACUCGCGUGUGGCUCUCUUGAGUUUUGUAGCCGGUUAAGUUGAUUUGGCAAGUUCAUUAGGUUUCAUUGUGAUCUGAUGUUGAGCCACCACGUUAUAGCGCAUUUGCUCUAAGGCGUGACUAUAUAAAUUGUUAAAUAAGCUGAUUCACAUUUAUUGAAUGGCUUUAGGGUUAGCUUUGCGCACCUCUUCGGACAGCACCAACACCACCGGCACCACCACACCCUCACUGCUCCGCUGCAGCAGUGGUAUGAUGUUGCGGUUGUUAGCCCUAGGGUUCUUGGGUGUUAUCAUAACACCUGUCGUUUGUAUCCUCCCUGAGAUACAAAAUAACGGUAUUCAUCACAUUCUGGAUUAUAAUUCGUAUCAUGUUGAUGUCGAGACUUCGAUGGACAACAAUGUUGUCGAGACGGUCACGGAGCAUCCUGCCGAGAACAAGCGAGAGGAAUUCGAAGACGCAUCUAAUCAAGUUAACCAGGGUGACCAGAAAAUACAAUCAAACGUUUAUAAUGAAACGGGCUCGGAAAAAGUGGUUGUUGGCAAUCAUUCAGUGCAAAUUUUCGACAAGAUAUUAGACAAUAAUAUUCCCACUGGGGAUACAGAAGAAGACUUUAACAGCCAAGUCGUUCGGGCCAACGGCAAGGAGUGCAUCAUCGCUGAAGACUGUGAGAGGGGAAGGUACUGUUUCUAUGACACACAAAACUCAAAGUGUCUCCCUUGCAAAGCUCUUGAUGUGCCCUGCACCAAGGAUGCGGAGUGCUGUGAUGGGCACAUGUGUGUGUGGGGACAGUGCAGUCCCAACGCUACCAAAGGGGAGGCUGGCAGAAUAUGUCAUUACCAGGGUGACUGCAAUGAAGAUCUUUGUUGUGCUGUUCAUAAAGCUCUGCUAUUUCCAGUCUGCUCAGCCAAGCCCAUUGAGCGUGAGCGCUGCUUAGGCCCCUCAAACCACCUGACGGAAAGGAUGUCCAUAGACGGGAAGGGAGAAGGACCACUGGAGCACUGCCCCUGUGUAGGUGAUCUGCACUGCCAGCCCCUCGGACGCGGCUCCCUGUGUCUUCAGGGACCGAAAUCUAGCGAAGAGGACCUGGCUGACACCCUUUACUCAGAGAUCGACUACAUCGUCUAGACUAUUUUUUCCUAAGAAUUAAAUUGGAUAUUAUUGAGCAGUUCAGAUGCUUGCAAAAUCGGGGACACUGCGAACAUUACUCAUUGAGAAAAUCAAAUCAAUUACAUAUCCCAAGAAUAAGGCACUAAAAACGUUACACCUCCAAGUUAUUACAGGCUGGCUCCUAACACGGAUGUUCAGCACCGAGGCUUGACCAUAUUCACUGCUAGACAAAUUGUAGCAUGCAGUUGCGGCUGUUCCAGGCUUUGGCUCAACAUUCAGUUCCAGGAUGUACUGGGUACCUAUUACUACCUUAUUACAAUGUUAUUGCAGGCUCGUUAGACCCUAUAACCCUAUAACUCAUCAGCCACCAUCACCCACCACCGCAAACACUUUAUAAAAGCUUAUUUGCACUUGUCUUUCUGGCUGUCCACACCAUGUUUAGGCCUUAUGUCAGUGCCUGAUUGCAUCAAAUCAGGAGUGUAAGACACAAGAGCUAUGCAGAAAACAACUAUGGCCUUCAGUCGUGGUGAAAUGUACACUAGAUCAAUUUGUUCUAAUCAGCAUUAUUUGUACAUUGUACAACUCUUGCUUAAUAAAUAUUCAAAAAACA
Molecule: messenger RNA, 1760 nt
Organism: Gadus macrocephalus (Pacific cod)
Lineage: Eukaryota; Metazoa; Chordata; Actinopteri; Gadiformes; Gadidae
Gene: dkk3a
Product: dickkopf WNT signaling pathway inhibitor 3a
Exons: 7
Coding region: 203-1168 (321 amino acids)
Biological process (GO): multicellular organism development; negative regulation of canonical Wnt signaling pathway
Cellular component (GO): extracellular region
Molecular function (GO): co-receptor binding; receptor antagonist activity
Source: RefSeq, a predicted model, not a curated record